This is a messenger RNA of Trichoplusia ni (cabbage looper), 1389 nucleotides long. Its product is annotated as translation initiation factor IF-2-like. The coding region runs from base 1 to 1389 and encodes 462 amino acids. The transcript has 2 exons. The record is from RefSeq and is a predicted model, not a curated record. Lineage: Eukaryota; Metazoa; Arthropoda; Insecta; Lepidoptera; Noctuidae.
AUGUCGGACACAGAAGUAUUAGUUGUGUCAUGCGAUCCGGCUGACGCCCGGCGUUCGCAGGUAUCCGGGCCUGCGAGUGUGAAAUUGGUUACCGAUGGACGCGCAGGGGUAGACGACCAGGCCCCUGUUGCUGAUAAUAUUACUGGCAGCACAGUAAAUGCCGAGGAGGGGCCGCAUCGAUCGUCUUCCCUUAGGAAACGUCCACGCGACCGUGCUUCGAAGGGAGGUUCGGGCUUGGCGGGUCAGUCCUCAGAUGAGGACGGCCUGCCGGCUCCAAAGUUGCAGACCGGGAGGAGAGGUCGGCAGGCUUCGAAGGGGGCGAGUACUUCGCGGCCGCGGAGGGACGCACAGGGCAGGUUUGUGCGUUCCAAUGCCCAGGCGGCCAGCGAAGCAAAGAGUGACGUGGGGGUCACCACGGAGGACCCUGGCGGCGAAAGCGGUGCCUCGCUGGGGAGCUCGAAGGCGGAGCUCAACGCCGCCAGGAGGGAGCAGCGCAAAGCCGUCGCGGCCGACGAAGUGUCGGCGAUGGCAGAGCGCGCGCGUGAGCGACGCGCUGCUCUCACGGCCGAAGGGGGCGAGCCAUCCGCGGCGGCCCUGAGCCAGCUGGCCUUGGACGGGGUGGACUUGACGGCCUCAGACGAGGUCGCGAAGUUGCAGGAGCACAACGGCCGCCUCCGUGCCGACCUCGAGGACCUCCGGCGGCAAGUCGCUGCGCUGAGCGAGCAGCAGCAGCGACGCGCGCCGCCCUCUGCCGCCGCACCGGUGGUGGCCCCGUCUCCCGCACCGAGACCGGCAAGCGCUCGUUCCGACGACGAGGUCGAGCGCAUAGUCCGGCUCUGCAUGCUCCAGUGCGGGAGCAUGGUCAAUGCCCGUAUAAGGGCGGUGUCUCGGCGCCUCCCUCCGGAAACCCUCCGUCCGCCCCUAGCAGCCGAUGGAAGACGGAGGAUGGAGGAGCCGCCGAGGUCUGCGCCUCGCCAGGGGAAGCCCACGGGGGGCGUCAAAAAGGAGGAUGGAGCCCCGCCAAGUGCUCAGCCCACGACGCCCGGCUCUAAGGGUGAGAGCUGGGCGACAGUCGUGGGCCGCAAGAAGGCCCGCAAAGCCGCAAAGGCGGACUCAGCAGCAGCGCGCGCCCCAGGCCCUACGGCAAAGGCGGCUGCGCAGCCUGCGCGACGGACUGCCAAAGGCGGUCGCAAAAGACCGACGGUGCGUGCCCUGCGUUCCGAGGCCGUGACGCUGACGCUGCAGCCCGGGGCUGCGAAGCGCGGCGUUACGUACCAGUCGGUCAUUGCCGAGGCCAAGGCCAAGAUCAAAUCGUCAGAUCUUGGCCUCCAGUGGGGCCACGGGUGCGCGGCUGUUCGAGGUGGCCGGUGCUGCGAGCGGCAGCGCUGA